AUGGCUGACGCAGACACCCCCGUUACCCUGCGGACACGCAAGUUCAUCCGCAACCCUCUCCUGGGCCGCAAGCAGAUGGUCGUUGACAUCCUGCACCCCGGCCGUGCCAACAUCUCCAAGGAGGAGCUCCGCGAGAAGCUGGCUACCCUCUACAAGGCGUCCAAGGACCAGGUCAACGUGUUCGGCCUGCGGACGCAGUUUGGUGGCGGCAAGACCACGGGUUUCGCCCUGGUCUACGACAGCCCCGAGGCCAUGAAGAAGUUUGAGCCGCACUACCGCCUGGUCCGUGUCGGCUUCGCCACCAAGAUCGAGAAGGCCGGCAGACAACAGCGCAAGCAGCGCAAGAACCGCCAGAAGACGCUCCGCGGCACGGCAAAGGUCAAGGGUGCCAAGGCCAAGAAGGAGAAAUAG
Messenger RNA from Sporothrix schenckii 1099-18, 411 nucleotides. RefSeq names its product small subunit ribosomal protein S24e. Lineage: Eukaryota; Fungi; Ascomycota; Sordariomycetes; Ophiostomatales; Ophiostomataceae. Gene Ontology annotation, molecular function: structural constituent of ribosome. The record is from RefSeq and is a predicted model, not a curated record. The transcript has 2 exons. Gene Ontology annotation, cellular component: ribosome. Bases 1 to 411 code for a protein of 136 amino acids. Gene Ontology annotation, biological process: translation.